Molecule: messenger RNA, 1081 nt
Organism: Hibiscus syriacus
Lineage: Eukaryota; Viridiplantae; Streptophyta; Magnoliopsida; Malvales; Malvaceae
Exons: 5
Coding region: 46-699 (217 amino acids)
Source: RefSeq, a predicted model, not a curated record
CCUCCCCCCGGUUUUAAAAACCCUAGACGUGAUAAUUUCACCAGAAUGCUCUCGAUUCGAUUCUCCCACUGUAUCAAGGUUUUAUUGAGGCUGCAAUCUUCGGAUAUCGCUUUGAAAAAUCAUAAUCUGAACAUGAGCACUCUUGAAGUGAGGGGGUCUUCUCUUAGAGGGUAUCGAAGGAGAAAGGCAGUGCUUGAUCUGAAUGUUCCACCCAGUGAAAUCAGAGAACUGGAGGGUACUUCGCAACAGGCUGGGUAUGAGGAACAAACUAUCCAAUCCAUGCAGCUUGGACCGCCUGCAACUAUUGAUGUUGAUGCUAUUGAUGAUGAUGCAAUUGAAUCUUCGGCUACAUCUUUUGCAGAGACUCGGAACAAUUCAAGGAGGAACCGUGGAAGGACUGUUGUUGAUGUAGAUUCAGUAGGUGUAGCUCACAUGUGUCCUACUCAUAAUAAUCCGAAUAGGCUCCGAAGACUUCCUACGAGUCCAAAUUUUAUCGAUUGGGAAAGCUCUACACAAUCAGUUGUAAGAACUCUUCCUCUUAGUGUUUUGUUCAAAAUGUGUAAUGUCGUAUACUUUCAAGGAAACAUAUACAGGUUGGUUAUCAGGUCUAUAGAUAUCGUGACUAGACAUCCCUCCUUGUUUUCGUCCACGCACGCCUGUUGCAUUUCUGUUUUUUUAUUAGAUUUACGAACGCUUUAGACUUGUUGAAUGUUAUAUUGGCAGGUGGAGGAAAUUAUAGUGUCACAGCCACCACCAAAGGCACCAACCUUCAACUGUCCAAUUUGCAUGGGGCCGUUAACGGAGGAGACGUCAACAAGAUGUGGGCAUAUAUUCUGCAAGGCAUGCAUUAAAGCUGCACUAGCUGUUCAGGCGAAAUGCCCGACUUGCAGGAAAAGAGUCACCGUGAGAGGACUAAUUAGGGUCUUCCUUCCAUCGGUCGCUUGAACGAGAACUCCAUGCCUAACUAGUAAUGGAUAAUACAAACUGCCCUUAGAAAAAAGAUAAAAGAGUCUAUUCAUCCGGUGGUUGUUUCAGUGGAGCUAAUUUUGGAAUUUCUGACUUGGUAGUUUCAAAACUAUGU